This is a messenger RNA of Gadus macrocephalus (Pacific cod), 2268 nucleotides long. RefSeq names its product asparagine synthetase (gene asns). Gene Ontology annotation, cellular component: cytosol. Gene Ontology annotation, molecular function: asparagine synthase (glutamine-hydrolyzing) activity. The transcript is spliced from 12 exons. NCBI's taxonomy places the organism in Eukaryota, Metazoa, Chordata, Actinopteri, Gadiformes, Gadidae. The record is from RefSeq and is a predicted model, not a curated record. Bases 157 to 1851 code for a protein of 564 amino acids.
UAACUCUCGCGCAGUGCGCACGUGUCGCUAGCUACUAACCAACGGCAGCGCGUGUUGCAUCAGUGAGUUGAGUUCUGCUCUUUCUUGGUCCGCUUCAACCAUUAACCGACUCACUACUGCCCGACACAGGUAGCCGGACUCCCUCCCAGCCCCAACAUGUGUGGUAUCUGGGCUUUAUUCGGCAGCGAUGAGUGCCUGUCCGUUCAGUGCACCAGUGCCAUGAAGAUCUCUCACCGGGGACCCGACGCCUUCCGCUUCGAGAACGUCAAUGGUUUCACCAACUGCUGCUUCGGCUUCCACCGGCUGGCCAUCGUGGACCAGCUGUAUGGCAUGCAGCCCCUGCGCGUCAAGAAGUUCCCCUACCUGUGGCUGUGCUACAACGGGGAGAUCUACAACUUCCAAGCGCUUCAGAAGAAGUUUGAGUUUGAAUACCAGACGGAGGUGGACGGCGAGGUGCUGCUCCACCUCUACCAGCGCUUCGGCGUGCAGAAGAUGGCAUCCCUCCUGGACGGGGUGUUCGCCUUCGUCCUGCUAGACACGGCCAACAGGAAGGUGUUCCUGGGCAGGGACACCUACGGCGUGCGGCCCAUGUUCAAGCUGUCCACCGACGACGGCUUCAUGGCCGUUAGCUCGGAGGCCAAAGGCCUGACUGACCUCAGCCACGCCAUGCCUACCAAUGCCGAGAUCAUUCCCUUCCCGCCGGGCCACUUCGAGACCUUCAACCUCAAGACCACGGGCAAGGUGGAGUUGCUGAAGCACAGCAGUGGUCGCUUCCACUGCUGCACCCAGGAGCCUGCCCACUCCCUGUACGACUCCGCCGAGGUCGUCUCCGGUUUUGACGAGGAAACAGUGAAGCGCAACAUCAGAGUGCUCUUUGAGAACGCCGUACGCAAACGCCUGAUGGCCCAGAGGAGGAUCGGAUGUCUCCUCUCAGGUGGUCUGGACUCCAGUUUAGUCGCUGCCACGCUGGUGAAGCUGGCCAAAGAGGAGAAGCUGCCCUACCCCAUCCAGACCUUUGCCAUCGGGGCAGAAGACAGCCCAGACGCCAUGGCGGCCCGCAAGGUAGCCGCACACAUCGGCAGUGAGCACCACGAGAUCAGCUUCACGGCGGAGGAGGGCAUCCGAGUGGUGGAGGACGUCAUCCUCCACCUGGAAACCUACGACAUCACCACCGUGCGUGCCUCCAUCGGGAUGUACCUCGUGUCCAAGUACAUCCGAGAGAAGUCCGAAAGUGUGGUGGUGUUCUCCGGGGAGGGGUCAGACGAGCUCACCCAGGGAUACAUCUACUUCCACAAGGCUCCUAACCCCAAGGCGGCAGCAGAGGAAAGCGUGCGACUCCUGAAGGAGCUCUACUUGUUUGACAACCUGCGCGCCGACCGCACAACCGCUGCACACGGGCUGGAGCUGAGGGUGCCUUUCCUGGACCAUAGGUUCACAUCCUACUUCCUGUCCCUGCCAGAGGAGAUGCGGACCCCCAAGAACGGCGUGGAGAAGCACCUCCUCCGGGACUCCUUCAAGGGCCUGGGUCUGAUCCCCGACGAAAUCCUGUGGAGGAGGAAGGAGGCGUUCAGCGACGGGAUGACCUCCGUGAAGAAGUCUCUGUACACCAGCCUGCAGGAGCACAUGGAGGGCCAGGUGAACGACGCCCAGCUGGAGAAAGCCCACAAGACCUUCGCCCACAACCCGCCCAAGACCAAAGAGGCCUACUACUACCGGCAGGUGUUUGAGAAGUUCUUCCCGGGCCGAGCCCAGUGGCUGACUCACUACUGGAUGCCCCGCUGGAUCAAAGCCACCGACCCCUCCGCAAGAACCCUGGCCAUCUACACGCCGGACAAGGAGCUGAAUCAGUAACCAGGACCAGUCACCACUCACCAGGCCCAGUAACCAGGACCAGUUGUCCGUCCGUCCGUCCCCCCCCAUUCAAUUUGUUAGCUUGUUCAAUAGUUAGAUAGUGCUUAUGUAAGUGUCAGACACCUAGCAGCAGCCUGCUAGACGUCAUCUAUCUACCCGUUCCUCAGAGCGGGCCUUCUGUAGGUAUGAUGAAACCACUACCUGUAGUUUAACAGCAGCACCGCUUCAGUGGUCAGCUGGUCUGGGACAUGGGCAGAAGCUAUUAUCGGGGAGGACCUUAGUCUCAGCUCGGACUCCGUUCUGACUCUGUAGGUGUUGUUAAGGGAUGACUGCUUUGAAAUGUUGACGGUUAUCUGAAUCUUAAUUUAAAACAAACACUGGAAGACUAUGGGUUCAUUAAAAGUGCUUUUUCCUGGC